Rhea pennata is the source of this 702-nucleotide messenger RNA. It is a transcript of the gene PPP1R1B, whose product is annotated as protein phosphatase 1 regulatory inhibitor subunit 1B. Gene Ontology annotation, molecular function: protein phosphatase inhibitor activity. NCBI's taxonomy places the organism in Eukaryota, Metazoa, Chordata, Aves, Rheiformes, Rheidae. The transcript is spliced from 8 exons. Bases 46 to 702 code for a protein of 218 amino acids. The record is from RefSeq and is a predicted model, not a curated record. Gene Ontology annotation, biological process: intracellular signal transduction. Gene Ontology annotation, cellular component: cytoplasm.
CGGUAGGUAGGAGCGCAGCGAGCCCGGCCCCGCCGAGCCCCCGCCAUGGACCCCAAGGACCGCAAGAAGAUCCAGUUCUCGGUGCCGGCGCCCCCCAGUCAGCUGGACCCCCGCGCUGUGGAGCUGAUCCGCCGGCGGAGGCCCACGCCGGCCAUGCUCUUCCAGCUUUCCGAGCACUCGUCCCCAGAGGAGGAGUCCCUGCCCUACCAGCGAGCGUCCGGCGAGGGCUGCCUGCUUAAACCAAAGAGGACCAACCCGUGUGCCUACACGCCGCCCUCGCUCAAAGCCGUGCAGCGCAUCGUGCAGUCCCACCUGGAGAGCGGCCUGGCCGGCGGCGACAGCUCCGACGGCGAGGCCGACGACGGCGAGCACGACCUGGCCCGCGCCUGCGACCCCGACAGCGCCCUCGAGCCCGCCCCCGGGAGCCAGGCCCGGGCCGAGCCGCGGCUCUUCCCCGCCGCCGCCAAGGCGCACAAGCGGAGAGGGGGGCAGAAGGUGUCCUUCGUCGGCGGCAUAGACGAGCGCGACGAGGACGUGAAGGCGCUGACGGGGUCGGAGACCCCCGAGGGCGGCGCCGAGCAGGAGCCGGGCCGGGAGCCGGAGGAGCCCCGCGGCGGCGAGCGCAGCAAGGAGCGCAGACACGUCGGCUUCGCCGAGGCGCCGCCGCGCCCCGGGGGCGCCUUCCCGCUGGGCACCAGCUAG